UAUUAUAUAUUAGUGAAAUCAGUCGAGUAUAUACUUGAACUAGUAUUUCAUUUAACACGGAAAUAGAUUACUAACACAGUUGAGAGAAAUAGUAUUUACAAAUAUUUGUAUGUCUUAAUUGAAACAUCUUUACCCCGGUCUGAUUUUGAACGAUUAAAGAUUUCUCGCAGUUUCCAUUCCCUUAUUGAAAUUUUCGCCGCGAACAUGAGAUUCAUUUCGAUUCCCAUAAACGACGUAACGAAAACGCGUUGCCUCGGCUGAAAUGCAUUUAUUGUUCGAGGCUGGCAAUUGUAGAGGCACGGGUACUGUGACUGAUUGUAAGACUGAUUUAGCUUAACGGGGAUCAUCAUCGAACUUUCAGCUUCCUGAAAGUGACGCGGAUGCGCAGAAAGUUUGACGUCAAACGGUCUCGGUUAAGGGACAGGACCUUCCGACUGCCAUAGAUAUUGAUUUCCCGGAGUUUUGAGGUUUCUAGAGCAGCGGACGUUGUAGCGCAGACGCCAUCCUCAACAUGGCGGUCCAUCAGACGCGAAGACAAUUUUUAUCCACGGAACAUAAAACCCCCCAAGCUUCGGAACGAGUGAACGAUUUAUGGUGUUAUCAGUGUGACACAAUGGAAGAUGGAGAGAGAUGUUCCAAUCUAACCGGAAAUUAUAGUGCUUUCGAGCACAAGUGCACUGGUGACAAAAGGACUUGCAUGGUGAAACGAUUUUCUUACACGACUAGUACCGAGAAUUCCACAUCAAGCCCACAAACGUGGUCCACAGAGAGAAACUGUACAAGCAAAUGUGAACCCGGAUGCAUAGUAAUUGGUGAACGUACAAAAUUGUAUGCUUGCACCGCUUGCUGCGAGCAAUCGUUCUGCAACAUCGGCACCGGUGCUGCCGAACGCUUAUCAACGAAAGGAGUCGAUCUAUUUCUAGCUCUUAUAUUGCAAAUUAUUUUAACUAUUGUUGUAUAUCCGUCGUGACAUUGUAAAUAAAACGACGUCUGGCGACGUCUCUGUAAAUAAAACCAGUUUACUAUUUCA
Megalopta genalis is the source of this 1030-nucleotide messenger RNA. The record is from RefSeq and is a predicted model, not a curated record. Lineage: Eukaryota; Metazoa; Arthropoda; Insecta; Hymenoptera; Halictidae.